GCACAGCGACAGGUUAUUUCCACCCCCUGCCCACCAGGGAGUGCGUCAGCCUUGCCCUCCUGGGGAUGAGGGCCCCAAGCCAGGAUCCCAGGGGGAUGGGGGAAGAGGCCGAGCUGGAUGUGACAGCAGACGCUGAGAUCCGGGUGAAUGUGGGAGGCCUGAAGAGGAGCCUGAGGAGGGGCAGCCUGUUGCGGUUCCCGGACACGAGGCUUGCCCAGCUGCUGAGGUGCCGCUCGCUCGACUCCAUCCUGCAGCUGUGCGACGACUACGACGGUGAGGAGUAUUACUUUGACCGCAACCCCGCGCUCUUCCCCCGCAUUGUGGAUUUCUACCGCACCGGGGAGCUGCGGGCCACCGGGGGCAAACACUGCAUCUUCUCCCUGGGCCAGGAGAUCGAGUACUGGGGCAUUGGGGCGGGGAGCCUGUCCAGGCUUACCCCGGGGGACGGCGACGAGGAUGGGGACGGCGAUGGGGCCAGUGAGCUGGGCAGUAGCAGCUCCUCCCUGGACGAGGUGCUCAGCUUCUACCGAGAUGCUGCCAGCUACGAUAGGCAGAAGCUGGGUAGCUGCCGCCGCCGCUUAUGGCUCAUGCUGGAGAACCCGGGUUACAACGCCGCCAGCCGCUGCUACAGCGCCAUCUCCAUCCUGAUGGUCCUGAGCUCCAUCACCGCCAUGUGCGUGCACAGCAUGGCGGAAUUCCAGCGGCUCGGCCCCCACUUCGAGGCCCUGGAGCAUUUCUGCAUCGCCUGCUUCACCCUGGAGCUGCUGGCCAGGUUGCUGGUGUCACCGGGUGUGGGGCACUUCUUCCGUCGGCCCCUCAACCUCAUCGACCUCAUGUCCAUUCUGCCCUUCUACCUGACCCUGCUGGCCAAGCUGGCAAUGGAGAGCAGCCCGGCCCUGGCCAACUUGGGCCGGGUGGUGCAGGUCCUCAAGCUGAUGAGGAUAUUCCGUGUCCUCAAGCUGGCACGUCACUCCACGGGGCUCAGGUCGCUGGGGGCCACCUUAAAGCACAGCUACAGGGAAGUGGGCCUGCUCCUGCUCUACCUAUCUGUUGGAGUAUCCGUCUUCUCUGUGGUGGCCUACACCAUUGAGAAAGAAGAGAAUUCUUCCCUGGCCACUAUCCCCUCCUGUUGGUGGUGGGCCACAGUCAGCAUGACCACCGUAGGCUACGGCGACGUGGUACCCAUCAGCAUCGGGGGCAAAUUGACGGCGUCAGCCUGUAUUUUGGCCGGGAUCCUGGUGGUCGUGCUGCCUAUCACCCUCAUCUUCAACAAGUUCUCCCACUUCUACCGGCGUGAGAAGAAUCUAGAGAAUGCCAUGAGGAACUGCGAGUUUGAUGAGCAUCUGGCUCAGCUGCCUCUGCUCAAUCUCCGCGACUACUAUGCAGAUAGAAUGAAGUCGCUGAUGGUCAGUCUGAAUAACAUGAGCAGAGGUACACCCAGCGAGCACAGUGUGAACUCAAUACAUUGAAUCCAACCCUGAACUGUUGAGUAACGUGGCGAAGAUUAGAAUAUACCAGAUAUCCAACGAUCACAAACCAAACACUGCAUUUAAUACU
Molecule: messenger RNA, 1557 nt
Organism: Rhincodon typus (whale shark)
Lineage: Eukaryota; Metazoa; Chordata; Chondrichthyes; Orectolobiformes; Rhincodontidae
Product: potassium voltage-gated channel subfamily S member 2-like
Exons: 2
Coding region: 66-1469 (467 amino acids)
Biological process (GO): potassium ion transmembrane transport; regulation of delayed rectifier potassium channel activity; protein homooligomerization
Cellular component (GO): membrane; voltage-gated potassium channel complex
Molecular function (GO): voltage-gated potassium channel activity
Source: RefSeq, a predicted model, not a curated record